CCCAAGAUGGCGUCCCCCAAGCACAAAACCAAGAAGAAACCGCCCAAAGACAGCAUGACCCUCCUGCCGUGCUUUUAUUUCGUAGAGCUUCCCAUCGUGCUGUCGUCCCUGGUGUCCUUGUACUUCCUGGAGCUGACAGAUGUGUUGUCCCCGGCGAUGGUGGGCUUCCGUUGCUAUGACCGCGACCUCUCCAUGCCCUACGUGGAGGCGGGCGACGAGCUCAUACCUCUACUCAUGCUCCUCAGCUUGGCCUUCGCCGGACCGGCCGCUUCGAUCAUGGUCGGGGAGGGGGUCAUGUACUGUAUGCAGUCCAGACUCAAGUCCUGUCCCAAGUCCGAGAGCAGCAUCAACGCUGGAGGCUGCAGCUUCAACUCGUUUCUGAGGAGAACGGUUCGAUUUGUAGGUGUGCAUGUGUUCGGUCUCCUGGCGACGGCCCUGGUGACAGAUGUCAUCCAGUUGGCCACCGGGUACCACGCCCCUUUCUUCCUCACCGUGUGUCAGCCCAAUUACACGGCUCCGGGCGUGUCAUGUGACAACAACGCCUACGUGACACAGGACAUCUGCAUGGGCAAGGACCUGUACGCCAUCAUGUCCGCCAGGAAAACCUUCCCGUCCCAGCAUGCGACACUGUCGGGCUUUGCUGCUGUCUAUAUCUCCAUGUACUUCAAUGCCAGCAUCAGCAGCACCACUAAGCUCCUGAAGCCGUUGCUGGUGUUUGGGUUCUGCAUGGCGGCGGGGCUGGCCGGGCUGACGCAGAUCACGCAGCACCGCAGUCACCCCAUCGACGUUUAUGUGGGGUACCUCAUCGGAGCGGGCAUUGGAGUUUAUCUGGCAGUGUAUGCAGUGGGGAACUUUAAAGCCUCAGAGGAGGACGCUCCGUGUGUCUCCCGACUGUCCCUGUCCCAGCAGAAGGACCUUCGGGUGCUGAGUCAGCGCGGGCAUGACUCCCUGUACAGAAAGACCCCGCGGGCGUCUGAGAGCAGAGAGGAGCUGGGGGCCGGGCUCGGGGCCGGGGGCCGCAGUAAAGUCCGCAGAGAGAAGGCGUCUUUGGCCUCUCUGAAAAGGGCCAGUGCUGACGUGGAGCUACUGGCCACCAGGGGGCCCAUGGGAAAGGAAACCAUGGUGACAUUCAGUAACACCUUACCCCGAGUUGCCAAUGGCAACAGCCCCAUCUCACCUUCAGAUGAGCCAAUCCCUACACAGCGUCACAUGACCUUCCACGUGCCCUAUGACUCCCAGAGGUCACGGCAGCUUGUGUCGGAGUGGAAGCAGAGGUCCCUGGAGCUGCGGAGUCAGAGCUCUCGAGAGGACGAGGAUGGUCCUGACAGAACUGAUGGUGAUGAAGGAGCAGCAGGAGACUCCGAACAGGCCAUGCCCUCCUCCCUCUACCCCACAGUACAAGCUAAAGGCAGCGCCACUCCAACACCUCCCCGCGUCGCCAUGGCUCCACCAUUGGUCCACAUCCCUGAAGAGGCCACUCGGCCACCUCCCGUCUCUCCAAAGAGCGCUAAGACACGAGCGAAGUGGCUGUCGCUCCAGGAGGGGGGAGGGGGGAAGGAGCCAAGCCCCGGGCCCAUUGCUGUCUCCACUCCCAGAGUCCCCAACACCCAGCCCAGCCAGCCGCCCAGCCAGCAGCGAGUCACGCAGGUCAUAGCGAUGUCCAAACAGCAGGGCUCUGAGGGCUCCUCAUCUGGAGGUGGUUCUUCCUGCUCGGAGUCUCCGUACUACCGCAUCCCCUCGGACCGGGACAGCUGCAGUGGGAGUAACCCGGGGAGCAUCGCCGGGAGUGGGAGCAUUGUCACCAUAGACGCCCACGCCCCCCAUCACCCCGUUGUCCGAGUGUCCGCCCCAAAUGGGAAGCCCUGGGAGUGGAGGAACACCAUCAGCGGCAACAUGAUCAGCACCGACCCGUCUGGAGACAAGCACCGUGGAGCUCUGCAGCGCCAGGACAACGUGGGCCAGUAUCGGGAUUACAGGACGCUCCCAGUCAAAACGGACUCCCACCCCUCCUCCACCGGGGGCAGUGUAGAGGCCCCACCUGAACCUCCGGCGUUACCUACCUCUCCUUCUCCUCUACCUCCCCCUCCUCAGCUGUCGUCCUCCCCGCUCCCUCCUCCUCCCUCUCCAUCGCCAAUACCCCCACCACCCCCUCAUUCCGGCUCCUCCCACAUGCCCCCUCCACCACCCCACUCUACCUCCACCCACAUGCCACCGCCUCCUCACCCUAGCUCCGCCCAUUUGCCCCCGCCCCAUCACUCAAGCUCGUCCCACAGCCCUACCCCACCCCACUCUAGCUCCUCCCAUAUGCCUCCCCCACCACAUCAUAGCUCCACACACUCACACCCAAGCUCCUCCCACAGCCCUACCCCGCCCCACUCAAGCUCCUCCCACAUGCCUCCUCCUCCUCACCCGUCCUCCCAAAUGCCCCCGCCCCCUCACCCCUCCACCCUUUUGCCCCCUCCGCCUCACCCUGACCUGCUCAUGGACAGCCACAGCCAGGCGAUGUCCCGCUCCUCCACGUUGCCACGGCGACCGUCCGGCUCUGCUCGAAGCCACACGGAGCAAGAACACUACUACAAGACGCUGCAGAACGAGCGGAUGUUAUAG
Molecule: messenger RNA, 2607 nt
Organism: Periophthalmus magnuspinnatus
Lineage: Eukaryota; Metazoa; Chordata; Actinopteri; Gobiiformes; Gobiidae
Product: phospholipid phosphatase-related protein type 3-like
Exons: 10
Coding region: 7-2607 (866 amino acids)
Biological process (GO): signal transduction; phospholipid metabolic process; phospholipid dephosphorylation
Molecular function (GO): phosphatidate phosphatase activity
Source: RefSeq, a predicted model, not a curated record